Manduca sexta (tobacco hornworm) is the source of this 5128-nucleotide messenger RNA. Its product is annotated as monocarboxylate transporter 7. Gene Ontology annotation, molecular function: monocarboxylic acid transmembrane transporter activity. The transcript has 9 exons. Gene Ontology annotation, biological process: transmembrane transport; monocarboxylic acid transport. Lineage: Eukaryota; Metazoa; Arthropoda; Insecta; Lepidoptera; Sphingidae. The record is from RefSeq and is a predicted model, not a curated record. Bases 210 to 1640 code for a protein of 476 amino acids.
UUUUUAAUACAUAGACAGUUAUUGUGAUGACGGUAACUGUGGGGUGAGGACGUGUGUCGCUUGCCUUCACAGUUUCGCGAUAUCAUGCAAGUCCGAUAGAUAAUUCGGAAAAAUUAAACUUAAUAUAAUAGAGACCUAAAUCCUUAAAAUUGAUAAAUAAACAAUGAAAAUAUUUUAGUUUAUUUUUUGAGUGUAAGAAUAUUGUGAAAAUGGAUGAAGCUUUUGCGCAUUUGGAUGGAAGUGAAAGUAGGAAAAAUAGAAUUUCCAGAAAGGACUAUGUGCCGCCAGACGGAGGCUGGGGUUACGUCGUCUGUCUUGGUGUUGGAUUUACAUUUAUGCUGGGUUUCGGAUCAUCGAACGCGUUUGGUAUUUUGUUCCACAAUUUCUUCUUAGAACAAGACAGUGGCAGCGGUCUACCGCUCGUUAUCGGCGUAUAUAAUGGAGCUCUCUCCAUAGCAGGUUUUUUGGGAGGAAUAGCAUUGAAGAAGUAUUCGUUUCGUCAAGUUGGCUUGGUUGGAGCUGGACUGUUCGUUCUUGGAGAUAUCCUUACUAUAUUUGUACAAAGAACGUAUCAAUUAGUAUUUACAUUUGGAGUUGUACGAGGUGCGGGGUUCGGAGUAAUGAUACCAGUCAGCUUCACAGCGUUUAAUUGUUAUUUCACCACCAAAAGAACGGCCAUGAUGAGUGCAAACCAAACAAUGAGCAGUAUUGCGUCGAUAACAUUUCCUAUGCUGGUGACAUUCUUACUCUCAGAAUACGGGUUUAGAUGGACCUUGGCAUUGAUAAUGGCAGUGGAUUUGCAUUUAGUCUUCGCCAUGCUUGUUAUGCAUCCUGUGGAGUGGCAUUAUAUUAAGGCGGAUAAAGUUGACAUAGAUUCGCCAUCAAAGUGUGACGUCAGGAAAUCUAAAAAAUUAAGUAUAGAUUCGUACAAUGAAGCAAUGGUAAAAAUGUUACCAGGUGAUGACAUUGAAAUUCAAGUAGGGGACACGCAACCAAAGAAACGUGAAUCAAUACAAAAGAAUAUCAUAAAGAUAAUUUAUGACAAUGUCGACAUGGACUUGUUGAAGGACCCUAAGUUUGUAAGCACACUCGUCGGAUUGGGUUUUGCUUUUGUUUCAGACGUUACUUACUUAGCUAUGGAACCAACACUCCUGUUUUUCUAUGGAUUUAGUAAGAUCCAAGUGGCAACCUGUGUGAUGGUCGGAGCGAUUUCCGAUUUACUAGCUCGAUUUGGAUUGGCCGUUUUCACAUAUUUCUUCGUCGUUGACAGUAGACUGCUUUUCUUUGUUGGUACUUGCAUAACAGUAUUUCUUCGCAUUGGUUUAGUAGCAUCCAGCGAACUGUGGUUCGUGUUCGCUGUCACGGCCAUAUCAGGUCUCGUCAGAUGUUCAGUUCAAGUCUUGUUCCCUUUGGUCCUGUAUGCAGCAGCUCCGGACAAAUUUCCCGCAGCGUUGUCACUGCAUAUAAUAUUUUCAGGAUUCUUAAUGCUUAUAGCAGAUCCACUUAUAGGUGUAUUGUACGAGGGGACCGGCAGUUACGUGUAUUGUUUCUUCGCGAUGAGUUUUUGUUGUUUAAUAUGCGUUGUACUUUGGACUAUUGAAUUCUUUAUGUAUCGUAAAAAUAGUUCUGGGAUUUUAUAAAUAAUAAUCAUUAAUUUAAUUGAUAUUUAUAAGCCCGUGAUGUGGUCGAACGAACAGUGAUUUAAUGAGUUUGAUUUGCACAUUGUAAUGCAUUUAGAUAGUAGCUAAGAUUUUAUUUGUUGACCAAAAUACCUUCAGAAAGAAUUUCAAUCAGACUUUAGACGCGAAAGAAAUUUUUAUUGCGUGAUAUUUUCUAGGUUGGAUUCGUGAUAGAAUGACGGUAGGCUUGAUAGUUAUUUAAUUGAUUCAAACGUGUAUGUAUAUCACCAGAACUGUCUUAUGUAUGGUGUUAUGUUGUUCAAUACAACUACUGUAUCUCAUUUAAGUCUCUGUGGCGGCCUUAGUAGCAGGCGAAUCAGGUAACCGCUCGGGGCCUCGAGCUUACAUGGGCCACGCGCGGUUGUUUGGAGGACUUUUUUUUAUCUAUAAAAAUGUUAAUCAGGGAGAUUUUUGGCUCCGCUCGGGGCCUCGUCUCAGUUAUUUGCGCCGCAGGGUGUCUCGUCGGUUUCGUUUUUGCUUUCGUCUAGGGCUUGGUCGCCACAGCUAAAGUCUCAUGUAGAUAUUUACUACGCGAUGCCAUUAUAGCAUUUGGUACUAAUUUAAACUUAUCUCUUUUGCCUGAUAGAUAAAGCAUCCUUUUUGAUUUUUUAUCUUAUAUUAAAUUUAUAGUAUGCUCUCUAAUCGUAUAUUUUAUUGAGGCCGCAAUCAAACCGAAUUUUAUUAUGAAUAUCACCAUUUAGGCGAGUAAUUUAUAUUAUUAUAGAGCAAUACAAAAUGCGUAAUUAUUGAUUAAUUUUCCUACUGUUUGAAAGCAUUGUAGUAUUAGACUGUUUUGGGACUGAAUUUAGAACUUCUAUAUUAGAUAUUAUUCCAAGAAAGAGAUAACAUCAGACAGGCGGUCGGUCUUAAGCAAGGUUUAGAUUAGAAAACUUUCAGAAGUCGACCUCCGCAAGCAAUUUGUACUGUUUAAACGCAAGAAGGCAAGCUGACUUGUUCGAAUUUUCAACCUUGCAGGACUUGUGGCAAUUCGCGAGUGUAUAGAACUUUUGAAAUAUUGCCACUAAUGUAAACGGAUUAGGGACGUAUUGCUGCAAGAACUUGCUAGUGUAAACUUAGCACUAAAUUAAGCCAAAUGCUAUGUGAAAAAGUGUUUUGUGUUGACUCAACAUUUCAGUUGGAUAAGAAAAGGUAGACUAGAGUAAAGUAAAGAGUAGCCCUUAAAAAUAUAUUUCCAGAAAAUCGGAAUAUUUGAUGCAUUGAGUCCGAACUAAAAUUAUAAGAAUAAGUUAAAAUUAAUAAUUAAUUAGGAUCAAAAAUGUUAAUUAUUUGGUCAGUGUGUUUGUUAUGAAGUGUGAUGUUUUAUUGAUGGCAUUUUGAGAAGACAAUUGAGAAAAUAUGUUCCUACAUAUAUUUAUGUAAGUUAUAUUGUAUAUUUAUUGUUCAUCAAAAUGUAAUAAUAAACAAGUGCAUUCCUUACGAUUUCGUUAAUUUUUUAAUCGAUUUGUAAGCAGAUACUUUUAAAAUGUUAUUGUAUUUUAUUGUAAGAAGUAUGUUAAUUAUUAUUUGUUAUGAAUCGAUUGAACAGUUUAAUGAAAAGUUAAGGUAUAAUUGAAAACAAUAGAAAAUCUUGAAUAAUUACUACUGAUGUUAUAAGAAUCCUACCAGUUUAAUGUAAAUAAGAUUUUUGUAAUUCUUAGCGAUAAGUAAUAAAUAUGUAACUACUAUAGAGUUGUUAUUAUAUAAAUAAUAUAAAAGUAAUAUCAGCCCCGUAGGCUAUAUUAUAUAUUGUCCCACUGAUGGGCACGGGCCACUUCUAGAUAGAACAAUUAGAAGCUUCUGAGAAGGAUUAGGUCUUAGUCCACUACGCUGGCCUAGUGCAGGUCGGUAGACUUCAACCUUCGAAGUUAUAAGGCAUGAUUUUAGGCACAGAGUAAAAGAUAUCAACUUGUUGCCCAGACAACACAACAGUACUAUGAAAUUGACACAUGCUUUCACAUUUUAACCCUUCAACAACUUCAUUAACUUCAACGACUGUCAAUUUUACUGUCGUGUAGUGUAUCUCGGCAUUAAGUUGAUACAUGCGAUGAUAAUUUUGAAAUAGCCGGUUGUAUGGGGUCACCACGGUACUAUGUGUGCUAUUACGUAGGAUAGGUACAUAUGUUUAUAAGUUUAUAACCCUGUAAGUCCUGUAGGUAACCAGCAUUCUAUAUUGAGUACUCUUCUCUUAGCUUUUUGAACGUUAAAAUCUGGUUAAAAAAUUAUAAAUAGUAAUUUAAAAAAUAAUUCUUUAUCACUCCGUAGUCCGUACACAUAAUAUUUAAUGAGGCAUAUAAUAGACACUCUACGCCCAGCAUACUUGGGUUAAAACCACGUUAACCCAGCAUACCAAGUAUGCUGGGCGUAGAGAGCAUGUUUUAAUUGGUUAAAACCACGGUGGCUAUCUCCGACGCAUUAGGAACGGCUGUGGGCUACCUCUGUCAUUAGAUUUAGCCUGUUAGAGCUUUCAUGUUUUAAAAAUAUUAUGAAUUUAUAAACUUCACUAUCUUACACAUUAAAGUUAUAGGCCAAUCUGACAAUAAAUACUAGACAUAUUCAAUCACGUGCAAAAGGUUAUGUGAAAUUAUCAAAAGCAACACUUAUAGAAUGCUCUGUCCCAGUAUAAAACUCACAACAUAUUGUAUUACAGCGUUAUAAGAAAACUAAAAAGAUAAUAAGUUAUAUAAUAUUUUUUCAAAAUAUUUCUGUAGAUCACGCGAUACAAAGAAGGUAAAUAUAAAGCAGCUCAAAACUACAGUAAUUUAUUUUGACGUAUAUCCUUUUUUGAAUACGGUUGCAUUUAUUAUCAAUCAUCAUCAUCAUCAUCAUUUCAGCCAGGAAUCGUCCACCGCUGGACAUAGUCUUCCCCCAUUGAGCGUCAUAGGGACCGGUUCCGGGCCGCCCUCAUUCAUCGGACUCCGGCGACCCUCACUAGGUCGUCGGUUCAUCUCGUGGGGGGCCUAGCUACUCUGCGUCUUCCAGUUCGUGGUCGCCACUCGAGACCUUUUCUGCCAGAACGGCCAUAAUUUCUACGAGCUAUGUGCCCUGCCCGCUGCCACUUGAGUUUGGCAACUCUAAGGGCCAUGUCGGUUACGUUGGUUCUCUUGCGCAUCUCCUCAUUUCUGAUUCGAUUUCGCAGGGAAAUUCCGAGCAUAGCCCUCUCCAUUGACCUUCAGUCUUCUGAUAAGGCCCAUAGUGAGCGACCACAUCUCAAUUCCAUUUAUUAUAGUCGACAUAAAAUUAAACCUGCAAAGUUUUUAAAUUAUAUAUUCGAAGUCCAGACAUGUUAUUAUUUUAGAGUCAACUACGACUGAAUCUUCUAAAAGUAUGUAUGUUCAAAACAAUUGUUAUUUAGGUAUUAGUGAUCCGAGAUAAUGUUAUUCAUAUUGUACAAUUUAUGCAUUAUAAUUCACUUAAAUAAAUUUCUCCGAAGUCAUUAUUUUUACAUCUGU